AUGGACUCUUCCGACAGCCCGUCGACGCACUAUCUCAAUUUAUCCAUGGAUUCACCGUCAGAUGGUGGCCAGUCAACAUUCGAUUUCAAUCAGCAACAUCAACAUCAACACACACAGGAACAGCUCCAGCAACAAGCGAACGAUACUCUAAAUCAUAUAAAUCAUGACUUGUACGACUUUGGCAACCAACCUGGCCCGCAAUUGACUAGGACACCGUCGUUCAAAACCCCACAUCAACUCUCAAAUGGUCCAACAUCUUUCAACAACCAAAUGUAUAAUCCACAGCCCAUCAUGAUGCAGCAACAUCUGGCAUCUAUAUUACCAACCCCAACGCAGUCUCCACCGCCAAACGUACUUACAAUUCAACAGCAGCAAAUACACCAACAGCAGCAACAAAUGCAACAACAGCAGCAGCAGCAGCAGCAACAAACAUACCAUAUUAGCUCACCACGGCAAGAAGCUGUGCCUGAUGCUCUCGAUACCUUCAUGUCGCAGGCUCCUUCCGCUACCAACCCGAGUAAUAUAACUCCUGGUUUGGGCCUGCAAGGAUCUGGCCCACCAUACUAUUUAAACUCUUCCCCCUUUGGCGGAUCGCCACCUCCUCCAGCUGGUUUACUAUUCUCUAUAGCUGCUCCCAAUCCAACAACUUCCCCUCCACCCCAGUUCAUAAAUCAACCCUUCACGAACGCCACUGGACAGAACGUUGGUCAACAGAUAGUCUUCCAGGAACCUGCGGCUGUAAUACAGCAAAGUCGCAAUCCAAACUCUCCCCCUCCCAUGAGCACAUCUCCAGCAGUGUCAAAAUCCGUGUUUGAUGUCUCAUUGGCCGUGAACAGUAACCCGCCCCAACCACAGCAACAGCAAAUGCCAGCCAUCAAUACCAAUCAGUCUGCACCUGCAUCUGUAGCAUCCAGCACAUCACCAACACCAACUAGCCCACCGCCCAAUCUUCAGUCACCGCAGCAGAUGCCCACCAUCAUAAACGGUAGCGGUACCAACGGAAUGUUGCCAUCCGGCAACGGUUUACAAGCAUUAUAUCCAUUAUCAAUGACAACUAUGAUGACCGUACCACCCCUGCCGGCAGUGGCUUCGGUACCGUCGAAUAGUAAUAAUGGUGUACAACCUGCACCGGGCUCAGUUUCUGCGAUUCUAUCGAUGCAAAAUGCAGAAAACCUUGAGAGGAUUGAAAGCGAUCUACUACUACGUCUGGAUAAUGAAAAUAGGAACUUUUUAACUGAAGGAUUGAUUGAAGUUCAGGCUGUGCAACAAGGUGCAACCGUGACUUCUCCAUCCUCUAUAAAUUCUAGGAUAAGGUCAAUGUAUGGCCAGAUUGAAAAAAUGCAGAGAGAAUAUGGUACCACUAUAACAGAACUAUCUAACUAUGGCUACAUUGCUAAUCGGCUCAAGACUCGGUUGGAUUCCAUUCUCGUUGAUUUACGAGGAGCUGUAAAAAUUUAUUCCGACAUUGAGAAUGACCAGCAACGACAUGAACAAGAAGCUGCUCGAUUGGUACAGGAGUUGACUAUUAUAAGUGCCGCUGCACAGGCUGCUCAAGCUGCUCAGCAAGUGCAAGCACAGCACCAACAACAACAGCAGCAAUUACAACAGCAGCAGCAGCAAAUGCAACAACACCAUCAGCAACUACAACAUCAGCAGCAACAGCAACAGCAGAUGCAAGAGACACGAUCACCUCCAGCACAAUCGAUGUCUGCUCCUCCUCCAGUUCCUGAAAUGUCUGGUAUACAGGAAAUUACGCACACAUCACCGCCGCCAACGACGAUACCACGCUCGACUCCCAAUGAGAAUAAUACACAUAGUCAUAGUAUGAUGGCAGAGCAAGUCUUGUCUCGUGAUACGUCCAUGGCUCCAGCUCCUUCUAUGCAUACAGACCACGUUAUGGAGGCAUUAAACAAUGAUUCGAUGUGGGAUUUAGAUAGACAAACAUUCCAAUGCGCAGUGUGUGGCGCAAAAUUAUUGAUUGUGCAUGAGCAUAAUCAGGGCCAUUCGAAAUUCUUGCAACGGAAGGGAGGAUCUUCGAAACUGUCAGAGACUCUGACGAAACGAAAGCAGACUGCAGUCAAAAAGAAGUGGUUUGAUAAGAAUAAGAAACAGCGACCAGAUCACGAUCCAGAAUCAAAUGAGCACCUUAAAACAGUCAAUGCUCUAAGCAGGAGAGACGGUGCUGAAGAUUCUGAUGCAAGCUCUGAUGAUGGUCUAGGCGAUGAUGUAGAUGUUGAAGACGAGAACCAGGCCGAGGAAGAUUCGGGAUCUGAAGAUGAAGAUCUUCUGCCCUCAUUAAAGAUGGAAGAAGAUGACGAGGAUGACGAUGAUGAUGAUGAUGAUGACGGAACUGGUGGUUUACACAAGGAACAAUUACUGGCAUUAGAAAAGUCUGAUCCAGGCAAGAUUCUCUUCCGCGUUACUGAAUUCUUCAAGUAUUUGAAAGACAAUGAUCGCGCACUGCUGGAUUUCGAAUUGACGGAAGAUGUAGAUGAAGUAGAAGACGACGAAGCCAUGGAUGAUGGUGAAGAGGACAAGGAGGAAGCUGCGAUGAUGGAAGAAGAAGAAGGGCAUCGCAAAGUCCUGACAAUUGAAAUCGUUAACGGUUGGAAGCGCCAGUUGCUGGAGAACAAGUCGCUGAAACAUUUGAAAAAUGUUUGCGUUGCGUUCCGUAACGCUAUUGCUACCAUCAGUGGAGAUGAAACGACUCAAAGGCAUUCGUAUGAGAUUGACGAUCCCAAUGUCUUCAACCUUCUGAUGGUGAUGUGCCUGAAUGAUGUCCCAACGUCGUUCGUUCAGAAUCUAUACGGAGACAAAGUAGACGCUGAAUCUGCCUCAACCACUGCGAUGCCAUCUUCAAAACCUAAAUGGCCCAAACUCAAGACACUUGUAAAAAUCCACAUCAAAGCACUCCUUGCCUUUUUGAAUCACGCGUCUGAUGAAUCUAUGGUUGAUUAUGCAUUGCUACAUUCAGAAAGGAUGGCUGGAUUUAUUGCAUGCUUUCCCAAGUUGUGUAAGGAUUGGAUCAAGAUUUUGAUGCAACAAUGGACAUCCUCAUCGUCAAAGCUCCGAGUUCGUGCCUUUAUGGGCAUACGAAAACUAGCUCUCGUAUCAUCUGGAAUGCUUGAUAACUGUCUCAAGGCAGCAUACACAGCCUUCAUCUCCACAUGCGGCGUCGUAAACCAACACACAAUCACCAACAUCACAUUUAUGCUGAACUGCAUGGUUGAAAUCUGUGGGAUGAAUGAAGCAUCGACUUAUUACAACGCCUUUGUAUAUAUCCGUCAACUGGCCAUUCAGCUGAGAGGCGCUCUCAUGAACCCUACAAAGGAGGCUUACAGGAAGGUGUAUAAUUGGCAGUACUACUUUUGUCUCAAGCUGUGGGCACAGGUCUUGUCGACACAUGCAGCUGGAUCGGCUUCGUCCAAGAGCAAGUCUGUGUCGUCACUGCAGCCACUGGUGUAUCCUUUGGUGCAAAUCACUUUGGGUGUGAUCAAAUUGAAGCCAUCAUCGAAAUACCUCCCACUUCGAUUCAAUUUGCUCCGCCUCUUGAUUGAUUUGGGCAAGUCGACUGGAUUCUACAUACCAUUGGCAUCAGUCAUGUUGGAGAUAUUUGAAAUGUCUGACGUCCGAGGCAAAGGGCGACCAUCAACAAUCAAACCAAUGAGUUUCGCUCUAUCCAUCACAAUCCCGAAAGCGUAUCUGGGUACCCGACCAUACCAGUCCGAUGUCAUUGACGAGACUGUAGAUUUACUGUUUGAGUAUUACUGUAAUUCGGCAAAGUCUAUUAGUUUUCCAGAGAUUGCCAUCCCUUCCAUUUUGCAUUUACGAAGGCUAGUCAAGUCCAUGAACAACAUCCAAAACAAAAAGACCAUACAGACUCUAAUUGAAAAGCUGGAGGAGAAUAUCAAGUUUAUUGAAAAGCAUCGAUCUGUCGUCGACUUUGGUCCUAAUGAUUCUGCCAAUGUGGAUGCCUUCCUAUCCGAGCUAGAUCCCUCUGCAUCUCCACUAUACAAACACACACUCUCUCGCCGCAAGAUAAAAGACGCUCAACAAGCAAUACUUCGACACGAAUCUAAUCGAUAUGAAUCGCACUCUGGUAGACGAUAA
Synchytrium microbalum is the source of this 4110-nucleotide messenger RNA. RefSeq lists its product as uncharacterized. The transcript is spliced from 18 exons. The record is from RefSeq and is a predicted model, not a curated record. Gene Ontology annotation, cellular component: Noc1p-Noc2p complex; Noc2p-Noc3p complex; nucleolus. Gene Ontology annotation, biological process: ribosomal large subunit biogenesis. NCBI's taxonomy places the organism in Eukaryota, Fungi, Chytridiomycota, Chytridiomycetes, Synchytriales, Synchytriaceae. Bases 1 to 4110 code for a protein of 1369 amino acids.